This is a messenger RNA of Dracunculus medinensis (Guinea worm), 2121 nucleotides long. The record is from the annotation of a GenBank genome assembly. Lineage: Eukaryota; Metazoa; Nematoda; Chromadorea; Rhabditida; Dracunculidae.
AUGGCAUUCGGUGUGAAGCCUUUAUCGACAACUGAAUUUGCUCACAGUGCAGAAUUAUAUGAAUAUAUUGAAAGCUUAAAAAGCGACCCCAAUGGGAAUGUCGAAGAGCAUUUUAUUUUAUUGCAUGUACUUGAGAUAUAUCUCUCAAAUAUUUAUCCUAAUGAUGCUUCCGAUCAGGAUGUCAUCAAGCUGUGGAUGAUGAAUUGGAUGGAUAAAUUGUGUUCAUUGGAAAAUCCUUAUUAUCUUUGUAAUAAAAUGGCUCAGCUCUUUGCGCUCGUGUUUGCCGCGGAUUUCCCAACGCGUUGGCCAGAUUUCAUACAUGAGAUUUUUCUGCAAAAGCUUAAUUGUGCAGCUUCUGUUGAGUUCUUCUUGCGAACGCUAAUCGCGCUUGAUGCUGAAGUUGUCGAUCAAGAUAUAAAUCGAACAAAGCUGAUGCUUGAUAGAAAUGCACAAAUAAAAGAUGCUAUGCGUGAAUAUUGUAUUAAUGACAUUGCCGGGACAUGGAUCAACUUUUUAAAUGUCAGCAGUGGUGUAAAAAUACGCGAAUUAUGUCUAGAAGUAAUAACUUGUUACGUUGAUUGGAUUGAUAUUCAUCUUGUGGUGAAUGAUGCAACAAUUCCUCUCAUAAUUGCGUGUGCUCAGUCAGAGGAAACAAGUGAGGCUGCAACUCAUGCUUUAUGUGCUAUCAUCGAAAAAGGAAUGAGUACUGAAGAAAAAUUCAAAUUGGUCAAAGCAUUUCUAAUUUUAUUCCAAGAAAAAAAAUUAUUCUCGACAAAUGCGGAUAAUGUGGAUUUAAUAAUUCAUACUGGAUUACUUGUUAAUACAAUUGCGCUUUCCCUGAUCGAUUGUUAUUAUGACUUUUUAAAUUUGCAACAGUUUGAUCGAGUUCAAGAAUGUCUUCAUGCGGUAAAUAGUCUUCUACAACCCAUGCUUUUUUGUUUUUCGUCAGAGAACAUGGAAGUCUCUCAGACUAUCUUGGAUUUUUUGCGUCGAUACAUCGGGCUAUUUAAGAAUAAUGUGGUUAAUCCAGAAUUUAUUUCAUUUCUCAGACAAGUUGCGAUCAUUACUCUAAACAAAUUCGAAGCGCCUGACAACUUUAAUUUUGAAAAUGAUGGCGAAGAAGAACUUGAUUUUUUUGAAUAUCGAAAGCAGUUGAAAUCACUGCUUACCACUAUUGGAGCUUUCGCACCUGAUGAAGUUUUACGAAUACUCGAAGAAAACGUUAAAAUUUUUUGUGACAACUGGCAACAAAUGAAAAUUUCGCAAAUCGAAACAAUUUUGAGGCUUACCAGUAUUCUUUCAGAAAUAUUUUGUAACAAUUUUGCAAAUUGUGUGACUGAUGCUGCUAUCAGAGCUAAAAAUCUCAUUCUUCAAGUUCUUUCCAGCAAUGUCACAUGUUGCGGUAUCUCAUUCAUAAAUGAAUUAUUUUUUGAUAUAUCCAGUCGUUAUGAAAAAUUAUUAAUUUCUGAUCCAAAACCUCUGAAUUCUAUUCUGGAAGCGUUUCUUGACAAUAGAGGUCUUCGUCAUCCAUCUUCACGUUUGCGUACUCGUUGCGCUUAUUUGUUCUGUCGUUUUGUGAAAACUCACAAGAAAGCGCUUGGAGAUCGAAGUCAAAUUGUGCUUUCUUCUUUGACUGAUUUUUUGGGCUUUUCUUCGACAAGUGGUUUCUUGACAUAUGAUGACCAGAAAUGUAUCUAUGAGGCUAUAUCGGCUUUAAUUAUUCAUGGUUCUCUGAAUAAUGGUAUGAAAAAACAGUAUAUUACUGAGCUUUUAAACUCUUUAUUAAAGAAAUUUUUGGAUGGUAUGGAUCGACUAGAAAAGUGCGAAAAUACUGAAGAAAGACAAUUAAUAUAUCAAUUUUUAUGCAAUGUUGUAGGCUAUAGCGCAAGAGUUGCUAAGCCUUUUUCAUCAGAAUAUAUUAAAAAUUGUGAUUGCGCAGAAAUAUUCUCGCGACUUAUAUCAGUAUAUCAAUGUGUGUUUACUCUGUCUAUUGAUAAAGUUCUUUUUCCGAUUAUCGUAAAUUUGUGCAAGAAUGUGCAAAUCAGUCCAGAGCAUAGCAUCACAGACCUUGAAUACCUUGAUGAUGUAGUCCUUUUUGCUGAUAGUUAUAAUGAAUUGUAA